CUUCAAACAGAAUCCCAGCGCGUGUUUCUGCAAGAUCAUUAUCAGAGAGAGAGAGAGAGAGAGAGAGAGAGAAAACUGCUGCGGGACUCGACGCACACACACAAGGCGCGCGUGCACACACACGCACGCACGCACGCACACUCACGUCCAGAUGGAGUCCAGAGGUGCGAGGCUCUGUCCCUAAGUCCGAUCAAACCCAAGGAAAUACCAAAAACUGGAUUUUUUUUUUUUUUUUUUGCAUGCGACUCAGGCCUGGCGCUAUCCGAGCAGGACUUUGGAUUUUAUAUGCUAUAUUUUAUUUUUCUCCGCAGUGCAAAGGGAGUGUGUGGUUCGACCGAGAAGAGAAGAGAAGCGGUGCACUCGAACCCUACUGCUCCUGGUGCUGUUUUUCCUGCAGUUGAACUCCCAGUCGAACCCGUCCUGGAGCGCGUGCAGUUUCCUGCGCUAAAGCCCCCGCGGUGCGGAACCCUUUCAUCCCCGGUCCGGUUUGCAGCAGAGUCUCAACCCACUGCUCAUCAUCCGGCUCAUCAUCAUCAUCAUUAUUAUUAUUACGGAGAUUCCAAUUGACGCCAUUUUACCCUCAUAAACACCUUUAUUUUUUUUUUUUAUCCGAUUGCAAACUUGACAUCACUGAUCACAUUCAUGUCACCGGAUGGAUUUGCUUUUCAGGACGUCAGGGAGCGCUUAGGACAUGGUCUCACACCAGGAAAUAUAUACAUUUGCAAGAUUUGUACGAUUCAAGGAGCAAUAGAGUCAAGAUCCAUCACAUCCCUUUCUGACUGAAGACGAUCCACUGUCACCGGCACCCCCUUUGCGUCAUCUUGGCUCCCUUCUGGUUCCUACGUCUUGAACCAAGUCUUGGAAUCAUUGAUGGAGCAAAGGGACCUAACUCGCCUUUCGGGGCCCAAAGGGAACGAGGAGUUCUUCUCUACUGUGACCACCAUUAACAGGGCUGAUCUUACCGAGGUGGGCCUUCUAGCCACCCCAGUGAAGGGGCUUGGUCUGUCUGGUGAGCAGCAGGAACACGAGGAGGAUGAAGACCUCGGCCUGGGUAAAGAUAUGGAUGCCACUUCUAAUGCAGAUAGCGAGAAGUGGGUGCAGGGAGACAGCCUUGAGGAGCAGGAGUUCUCCAUCAAAGAGGCAAGUUUCUCAGAAGGCAGCCUCAAACUGAAGAUCCAAACCACCAAGCGGGCCAAAAAGCCACCCAAGAGCCUAGAGAACUACAUCUGUCCACCCGAGAUCCGUGUCACCAUUAAACAGCCUGGGGAGCCGAAGACAUCCAAGCAUGGCAAGAGCACUAAAGGUGGAAAGGAAGAAGACAGAGGACCCCCCAGAAAGAGGACCUAUGAGAGGCCUUUCAGGGUUGUGGCUCAAAAUGACAACAGCAUGAUGGAUGUGCUUGGGGAGAACCUGAGACCAAAACAUGAGCCCAAAACUGACAUUCAGCAACUGGAUUGGACAAAGCCAAUAUUAAGAGAGUCAGCAUCCCAAGGGGACCAAGUGAGAGAUCCGGAAUCAAAACAAGAAUCAACAACAUUCAAUAACAAGAGCCUUCUGUCAGAGGUCAACACCCCCUUCUCAAAGGCACAAGUUAAAAAGGUCACAGAAGGUUCAUCUGGAAGUCUGUUUGCCUCGGAAAUGACUUGUCCAGGUUCUGACUCACAGGCUACUUCUCCAGCUGAUACAACAAUGAGUGCAGAAUCAAAUAUGUUGAUGCACUCCUCUCUAAGCAAAGAAAGAGGUUUGCAGGAGGUGACUGAGCAAGUCUUUGGGAACAUCAAAAGGAAGUAUGGCAGAAGGACUCUGACCACCCAGAAUGGAGACCUGCCCUGGGCAAAAAAGAUUGACAAAGAGGGUGAGAAAACAGCUCAAGACAAUAUAAAGAAUAAACUAUUUAACCCUGAAAAAACUGAGACUCUGAGGGAGGAGGUAGAAAAAUCAAUGAAGAGGCCAGAGGGUGAUUUCAAAACAAUACCAACCUGUGUUCCACAUCACACAGAUGAACCUAAAAUCAAAAAGAAGAAAAGAAGAAGAUUAACUGACGAUAACAGCUUUCUGGAAGACAUACAAACCACACAGACAUUAGAAGUGAAAGAUAAGGCUGACCAAGGUGCUACCAAACCUAAAGUAGCAAACAAAAUGGAAUUGAGUACAGGAAAGCAAUUUGGUCUAGAUUCACAAAUGCUGGGGGAGGAGAGUAAUGCAGCAGGGCCAACUGCAGAAAUUUCUGAGAAUAGGCACAAGAAAAAGCAAGUUGGGGGAUCACAAUCGUUGAUUGAUCCAGAGAAGCAAGCCGAUGGGUGGCAAUCAAAGCUCAAGGGCAGAUGGGUUUAUUUGAAAUCUAAGGGCUCUGCUCCCCACAAAGACCUUAAUCCAGCAUUGCCCAUUGAAGAGCCACCUUCUGCUUUCCCCAUUACGCCAUCCAGCCCACUAUACACCAACACAAACAGUCUGACAGUCAUCACCCCCAUGAAGAAAAAACGGGGUAGGCCUAAAAAGCAACCAUUACUUACUGUGGAGACAAUUCACGAAGGAACAUCAACCAGUCCUGUAAGCCCUAUCAACCAGGAUUCACCUAGCACUUCAAAGAGGAGGAGGAAGAAACAUAAUUUGUCAAAAAUAAUGCAACAGGCCUUACAUAAUUCUUCAACUUUACCAGAGGUGAAAUGUAAGAGAACAGGCCAGGUUGGUGUCCUUAAAAAGAAAACGACUAAGAAAGUGAAACUGGUUAAAAUGCAGAGCAUUUUGAAUGAACUUCUGUCCUCUUCGAACACCAGUAACCUGGCCUUGAAAUCCAGUGUUCCGGUUUCCAGUGCUGUGUCAACUGUGGCAUCGACAAUUGAAGCCCGUUUAGGCAAGCAAAUCAAUGUCAGCAAACGUGGAACUAUUUACAUAGGCAAAAAACGAGGGAGGAAGCCCAAAGCUGAGCUUCAGACUCAGCAAGAUGAGCACAAAGCCAAUGAUGAGCACUUGUUGCCUGUUUCAAGUCAGUUUGAGAACCUUCUAGUGCCUUCUAAUUCAUCAUCAACAACCAGAAUGCCUUCGCCCAGGGUCAUGCAGUCUCUCUCAGCUCAGUCCUUAGCAGGUGGACUAGCACACCAUGCCACCAUAGAAACCAGCCAGCAUGACCUGAAGACCAUGCCAAAUCUACAACCUAUCAGUGCUUUGCCCACAAAAACUCAGAAGGGCUUGCUUAGUAGUAGCUGGAAACUCUCUCCUCCAAGACUUUUGGCCAACUCUCCAUCUCAUCUGUCUGAAGUGGCAUCCAUCAAAGAGGUCACCCUGUCUCCAGUUAGCGAGUCCCACAGUGAAGAGACAAUCCCAAGUGAUAGUGGCAUUGGUACUGACAAUAACAGCACAUCAGAUCAGACUGAGAAAGGUCCAGCAUCUCGUAGAAGAUACUCCUUUGAUCUAUGUGGUUUUGAAGCAGCAGAGGCUGCUGUGCUGGAAGCUACAAAUAAAACAACCAGAGGGCACUAUCAGAAGCAUGCAACAUCAGUGGCUAUGGAAAAUUUCCUUGCUCAAGAAAGCCUCAAGAAACAGAAACAUCGACGGAAGCGAAAGGGUCUAACAAGUAGGGAUGAUCUUCAGUUUCUGGCUGACCUUGAGGAACUCAUUAGCAAGUUCCAGAUCUUCCGAAUUUCCCACCGCAGCUACAAAUUUUACCAUGAGAACUCUUACCCCAGCAUUUUCCGCCUAAACUUUGACCACUACUACCCUAUGCCCUACUACCCCUAUGAUCCUGUACACUAUCUUCGCAGGAGCUCUGAAAAGUCAAAGAGAAGACGUGGCAGGCCAGCCAAAUCAAGUGAACCUAUAACAAAGAUGCCUUUCAUUCAAGGGUUUGGCUACUCAGCAGCCAGUGGCAAUUACUAUGCACCCUACGCAAUGCCUUACACAGCUAUGCCUCUUGCCACAAGUAUGAUGAACAUGGGGUAUUAUGGGCAGUAUCCUCCUCCUUUGUAUCUGUCCCAUGCACUUGGAUCUUCAGGCACUCAUCUCAUGCGGCCUCCGGUUCCUCCACCAAAGUUCCACUCCAGCGGGUUGUCUAGCCUCUCUGCUGGCAGCAGACAUAGGAUGAAGAACAUGCCCCAUGAGAUGUCUUCUCCCAGGAUGGGUGACACUCAUCAUCCAUCAAGCAGCUGUUUGGCGAGUGUCUGUCUCCACAAACGCAAACACAAGCAUAAGCACAAACAUAAGGAGGACCAGCACUCAGUCCCACAGAGAGAGAACCUUGGUGGACUCUUUAGUGGAGCCCUGCCUCUUUCUAAGAUAAAGGACACGCAGAGAAGCCAGCAAAGUAUGGAUACUUCAUCCAAGACAUCCAGGAACUACUUUGAAGUAGACACACUCUCAUCAUUGUCCUUAUCUGACUCUCAGAACUGUAAACAUCCUCGAGAAGAGCCACUGAACAACUUCCUGAACAUGUGCACUAAGCAACCACAUGAACGGCUGCGAGCCAACCAAGAUCAGCCAUUGGACCCAUUCAAGGGCCAGCACUUACAAGAUGAGGGUUCUCACAUCCGGAGUAGGAGGCAUAGCUUGGAAGAAUUUGCAGCAUACAGUGAGGGGGGCAUGGCACCUUUCCAGAAUGACACAGAAGAGAGGAUGAAGCAGAUGUACCAUUGUGGCAACACAGCCAUCGCAGAACUCGGCUCCUACAAGAAGAGGUGCAAGCGGAACGAGAUCGAGGAGAUGCAGAGUGACGUGCGGAAGAAGCACACAUUCUCCAAGAUCCUCACCAGCAAGAGAAGCCUAGACCAUGUCAACAAGAUCCUAAAGGUCAAGCGGCUCCAGCGGCAGGCCAAGACAGGCAACAACGUGGUGAAGCGGCGCAGGGGGAGGCCGCGAAAGCAGACACUUGCCUCCAGUGAAGGCUUCUUGCCUCAGAUGCCUGUGCUGGAAAAGUGCAUGGACUUUCCCGGAAAAAGGAACCUCCACAGCAACCCGAUGCUCACUCAGCCGGAGUUCUCCAGCCAUGACUCUAUCACAGAUGCCAUCGAGUCAGUGGUACACCAGGCCCGGGCACAGCCCAAUCCACAGACCCCACAGAUGGCCAAGCCCUACCCUAAAUAUCAGCCAGAGGAGCAGCUAGAGCGGCCAGUACGGCGAGGCAGGGGAAGCAGAAGGGAUGAACCAGCUUCUCAUUAAGAGUUUCAUGAAUAGUGCACUGUGAGUUUGACUUGCACUCCAACCUUUGGAUAAUUUCUAGGCAUUAUAGUUGUCUUUUCUUUUUAAUCAGCUCUACUGAACUGUACUUCAUGGGCAUUCUGUCAGAAUCAUGAAUGUGGUCUAAAAAGUGCCCCGCUUUCACUUUGUAUAUGCCAUCACCGCAAGUUCUUCUUCUUUUUUUUUUUUAUUGGAAAUGUUCUUGUGUUGAGCUUUUUACUCUCCCAAAGCCCAUAAGGAUUUUGAAACAAUGGCUGUAGCCAUGAUCUUACCAGCAAGUGUAAAUGAAAUUCUUUGAACUUCUAAUACGGUACUGUGCACUUUUGGGGUUUCUUUGCCUUUUUGCUUCUCUCAAGUCAAAGCACAGUGAUUACGAUAAAGAUCAGUGUCAUGAAACUGAUCAACUCUCUCACACACACACACACACACACACACACACACACACACACACACACACACACACUUGCCUGCGCUCAGGUUUGUUCCGGGCAUGAACUAAUGGCAAUACGUUGAAUUGAAUUGAAUUGAAUUGAAUUGAAUUGAAUUGAAUGAGACUCUUCUACUAUCUUCGAUGGCUAUAGUUUAACUGUACAUAGAAACGUACUCUACAAACAUUACAAAGUGAAAGUAUUUUAGAUUUACCUGUACUGUCACCAUAUCAACUAGAAACCUGUACGAUAUUCAAAUAAUGUUUUAACCAAAUACUAGAAAUAGAUGUGACGUACAAAAGCUUGUGUUCCAAUGGAAAUGAAACCUACAGUAUUUAUUAAUCACACCAUAACGAAGUGGAUGCAUCACAGAUUGAAGGAUUGUAUUAGAUAAUGGCAGUGUGUAAAGUCAAACCUUCAAAAACCUUAGCUAUAUACAUUAUACAGUAUACUCCGUUCAUCAUGCAUGAAAAAAAAAAUCCUAUUCUUGCAUUUAAAAGCAACACAGCACUUACUCCAGUCUCCUUAUACAUAUUACAGAUUAGUAUUACACAUCGUCAGUGAUUAUUUUUAUCCGAAUAACCGACAAUAUCUGGAAAACUAUUUUAGUAAUAUCAGUUAUCGAUGAUUUCAAUCAGUUGCUCGACAAACACAGUAACUGAGUUGCCUUUUCCAGAGUCUAUUUGAGAACGUGCCUGCUCAUAGUAGUGAUAUAAAUAAAAAAAAUAAUAUUACUUUAUUACUUAUAAAGUAAUAAAAUAUAUUGACAUAACAGUCAGUAUUAGAUAUCCACACAACCAAAGGUUCAGUCGUGUUGUAGUUCAUAUUAUAGGUGGAUUUUGGUUUAGGUGCGUGUAGAAAGUGUAACAGAUGGAAAUGUGUGGAUCCGAGAUGUUAGACUUCAUUACUGUAUACAGCUUAGCAUCUGAAACCAGGCUUCAGUAUAGUGCAGUGGUUCGACGCUCUUUUAGAAAUGUAUAUUCACAUGAAAUGGUCGUAAUGCAGAAAGCGCUGUUGUGUGGUUUAUUUCUCAGUUCAUAUAUGUGCCUUAUGUUUGUCAAUAAGUCCAUAACAUUUCAGCUACAGGGAACUACGAAUGGCAAGAAAUAAUGUUGAACUUACACAUAUUAUUAGUAUCCACACACGGUCAUGAAUGUACAUAUGCCUGCUCUUUCUCCUGCUCCUUAGAUCUGUUAUUGUUUAGACGCACUUACGCAGAUAAGAUCAGAGGGGUCUUAUUAAAAUGAUCUGCUUUCUACAUAGCUUUCUGACGUGAGAUAACGGUAUUGAUUUGAAUCCGAAUCGUCUGUUUGUAAAAUGAAAAGCAGAGGCCAAACUGUGCUUGCGACAAUUCAAACAAGACCAUAACACAUAUUAAAAAAAAAAGAUACAAAAUGUCCUAACAAAUAUUCCAGCACCAGUUAAGCAGUUAAGGGUUAUCACGAUGUGUGUGAUCUAAAUUACUGUGCAUCGGGUCCUACUUGCAAAUUGACAGAUAAAAAAAGACUCUUUUUUUCUCCCUUUGUUCAGUUCAAGUUGUCAAAGUGGUCUUAUUGAAAGUAAUCGAUUUACGGUUAUUUAGCGCAAAAGUCUUUUCGCACAAGUUCUAAAGUCUCUUUGCACAACUCUAAGUUCUUUAGCGCAAGAUCCUUAAUCUUUAUUAUCAAUACUUACUGAUCAUGUUUAAAGAUGUUUGAUUUAUUUUUUUAUGAAAGUUGCCGAGAUUCCGAUUGAAAACGAGCGACUGUAUUUCCGCACGCCGCCAUCUUGAAACCGCCGUGUCUCAUGUCGCCCGUAUGUUGGCCACCGAUCCUCCCUCCAAAUUAUUUAACACAGUACGUACCUUGACACAGUACACCGCUACAGCCAACUUCCAGGUUUGUUUUGUCUUUAUUAAAGUGCUCAGCUUAAAUUAUAUCAUAUAUAUCAUACUUACAAUUUGCUAAUUUGAUAAAGAAUGAAAAGUCAUUUUUAUUCUCAUUGAAUUUUUUUUUCAGUUAAAGACUUUGUAGCUUUAUUAGUCAAAUACAUAUGAAAACAGUAAUAUGUGAUAUCAAAUCGACUUUUAAUAAUUUGAGUAAGUUUUUAGGAAUAGAUUCCGCUCUUAGGGCAGCACGGUGGUGUAGUGGUUAGCGCUGUCGCCUCACAGCAAGAAGGUCCGGGUUCGAGCCCCGUGGCCGGCGAGGGCCUUUCUGUGCGGAGUUUGCAUGUUCUCCCCGUGUCCGCGUGGGUUUCCUCCGGGUGCUCCGGUUUCCCCCACAGUCCAAAGACAUGCAGGUUAGGUUAACUGGUGACUCUAAAUUGACCGUAGGUGUGAAAGUGAGUGUGAAUGGUUGUCUGUGUCUAUGUGUCAGCCCUGUGAUGACCUGGCGACUUGUCCAGGGUGUACCCCGCCUUUCACCUGUAGUCAGCUGGGAUAGGCUCCAGCUUGCCUGCGACCCUGUAGGACAGGAUAAAGCGGCUAGAGAUAAUGAGAUGAGAUGAGAUGCCGCUCUUAGUCGGCGAAACACAUCACUGUUAAGCAGGGCAAGAGACUGUAGCGGUUCAGUGUUCGUGGGAGGAGCACAGAGGACGGCAGGACAGAGAUCAGGUUUGACAGGUCGUUUUAUUACCACACUUUUCAGCUUAAUAAUUAUGUGCACUUUUCAGACACACACACACAUUCAGCGUCUGGUUCAGCAAGAGCUCCUCUGCUCUCGCUCUCCCUCCUUAAGUAGGGCGCGGUCACUGGGAAGACACAAACACAGGUUAAUUGCUCUCAGGUGUAGUGAAUCUGCCACUCACCUUCCCUGACUCCGCCCUCCUGUCACAGACCGGCGCUUGACCACGCCCCCGCUGCCACAGAGACAUAAUCCCCCGGGUAAUUAAUUUGGCAAACACGUAAUUAUUGACAGUUGAAUUUGUGAUAUGAUCAGAAGUGGCUGAAGUCAUCUAUGAAGGUGCCGACAAUUCAAGGCUUAACUACAAAUAUCCAAAGACACCAAAGAAUCGGAUUUUCAGUCCACGUUUCAAGGAUCAAUAACCUUAAAAUGCACAGCAGCAGAAAUUCUGGUUUCCAGUCCCUAAGCAAUCAUAAUAAACCCCUUCCUAUAUCAAGACGAGUAUUUUGAUGACCAUAAUCCAGAGUUGUGCUAAGAGACUUUAAAACUUAGGCUAAAAAACUUUAGACCUGUGCUAAAAAACUUUUGUGCUAAAUAACCGGAUACCGAAGUAAUCUUUUUUCCCUUUCAUCCUUUUUUUGCAAACUAUCCCCCCCCCCCCCAAAUCUUAAUGCUGCAGAAAAAGAAAAAAAAAAUCCGCCACUGAGCAGGGGAGCCUUAAUCAUAUUACAUUACAUUCAACAAAGUAAACCCUGUAAAUAGUAGAAUCACCUGUCUGUUACUGAACAGCUCACAAUGUGAACUGGCUCUUCUUAUUAGGAAUAAAUGCCGGAGAUUAGAACAUACCAUAGCCCGGAGCCUAAGACUGUGCAGCUUCAGUGAUCAUUUCGUCAGAGCAGAAUGUGGAGUCAGAGAAUGACUUGUGGUGCAUUAGAGCCAAGUCAGAUUUGGCAGCUAUUCCCGUCUGCCUGUUGUACUACAUUGGUACAUUGGACACUUCAGCAUGUCUCCUGGUUAGGACUGGCACCUCAAACCACCUGGACGCUUUGCCAAAAAGAAAGACAUCCAUCACUCAGUGCUAAACUGAAAAAGUAAACCAAAUUAUAUACGGUAGCAGUAUUCCAAAACAGUACCAUCAGUCUUUAGUUUAUCAAGGAGGUGUUAAUAGCAAGGUGUUUGGCAGCUCAUGUUUUCUCUACCAGCUGAUAAAAUGGUGCCUUGUGAAAUUAAGGUGUUUCCCCCCUUACAUUCUGGCUGUUCAACAAUAAUCGUAAUUCAUUAGACUGUAUUGUGUCGUGUAAAUAGUGUGACCUGACUAGAUACAAAGGUUUAUUCAGUUCCUGAUCAAGAUUGCAUACAAAACAUCAAUUUCAUCCAAAUAUUAUCAACAUGUUCAUCUGUUAAGCUCUAAUGCGAUUGAAGAAAUUCCAGUGCAAAUGAAGUAUUAAUGUAAUUGAAGGGUAAUGUACUCAAUAAGGGCACAACAUGAGUUCAAUUCUGCAUAUUUGUUUGUUUUUUGUUUAUUUUUAAUAGGUACUAUGACCAUUUUGAUAAUACUUUACAUUUUCUGAACCUGCAUGCCCUAAUUGAUUGUAUGCACACAAAUUUUGAAGAAUAUCGAAUUUCAAUUUGGAGAUCUUAUACAUUGUUUGAUAAGUUUUUUGAAUAACUAGUUUUUAAUUCAUAAAACAUUUUUGUAAAUUGUAUGAAUAAGAAAAAAAGCAAUUAAAGGACAUAUAUGGGAAAGAAUAAAUAUUGAGAUACGCAAGCAUAUGCAUUGUACAUAAAUGUAUGUAGGAAUACGCCCUCAUGUUUUUGUGUACCUGUGUAUACACACGUUUAAAGAUAUGUAUACUGCACUGUACAUAUGUACAUACAUUUAAGCUCGCAUGUGUUUGGUCAUAUUUGUUGUUCAUGAUCUUGUAGAGUUCUUUUUUUUUAUUAUUAUUUCUCUUUCAAGUUCAACUUUUUUGUGCGACCAUCUCAGUGCAGUAUUGAGCACUUAAAUACACUUGAUCUUGCUCAUGUCAUUCAUUGUGCAAAAAAAAUAAAUAAAAUAAAAUAAAAAAGAAAAGGAAUUUAUCAAAUUGA
This is a messenger RNA of Neoarius graeffei (lesser salmon catfish), 10288 nucleotides long. RefSeq names its product SET binding protein 1 (gene setbp1). The record is from RefSeq and is a predicted model, not a curated record. NCBI's taxonomy places the organism in Eukaryota, Metazoa, Chordata, Actinopteri, Siluriformes, Ariidae. The transcript has 4 exons. The coding region runs from base 871 to 5151 and encodes 1426 amino acids. Gene Ontology annotation, molecular function: DNA binding.